AGGACAGGAAGAGAGUAAGUCCAUAGCCUUUAGCAGAGACUCUGGAGGCCGGAAGUGAGGUUUGGUUUCCGGGUGAGCUGGCUCGUGUUGCGCAGGCGGGAAAGUGUCUCUGGCGGAGGAGGAGCAGGUUAUUUAGAUCUGUGUUGUCUGGAUCUCAGGGCUUCUGUUGCAUCCGUUAGGACUGGAAUGUGUCAAGUUCAAGAAAGGAUUAAGACACCGCCUUGUCUUGCCUGAUUCUCUCCACAAAACCUUCCCCCAGAACUGCACAUCUUGGUGUGGCUCCGACCCCUACCUUAGUGGGUGAGGGGUAAGGAGGGAAUUGUCGUCAUGUCAGAUACAUUGGAAUUCAAUGAAAUAUACCAGGAAGUGAAGGGAUCUAUGAAUGAUGGUCGCCUGCGGCUAAGUCGUCAAGGUGUGAUUUUUAAGAACAGCAAAACUGGAAAGGUUGACAACAUUCAGGCCUCAGAACUGGCAGAGGGUAUCUGGCGCAGAGUGGCAUUGGGCCAUGGUCUGAAACUACUUACAAAGAGCGGGCAUGUUUACAAGUAUGAUGGAUUCAGAGAGACGGAAUUUGACAAACUUGCAGAUUUUUUCAAGACCCACUUUCAUUUGGAGCUUGCUGAAAAAGAUUUGUGUGUGAAGGGAUGGAACUGGGGGACAGUAAAAUUUGGAGGACAACUUCUUUCUUUUGACAUUGGGGAGCAGCCAGUUUUUGAGAUCCCACUCAGUAAUGUGUCCCAGUGCACAACUGGUAAAAAUGAGGUGACACUGGAAUUCCAUCAGAAUGAUGAUGCUGAAGUGUCACUCAUGGAAGUGCGUUUUUAUGUACCCCCCACUCAAGAAGAUGGUGUGGAUCCUGUGGAGGCAUUUGCACAAAAUGUGCUGUCCAAGGCAGACGUCAUCCAGGCCACGGGAGAUGCCAUCUGCAUCUUCCGAGAACUACAGUGCUUGACACCUCGUGGCCGUUAUGACAUCCGCAUAUACCCCACCUUCCUGCACCUCCAUGGCAAGACAUUUGACUACAAGAUCCCCUAUACUACUGUUUUGAGGCUUUUCUUGCUGCCCCAUAAAGACCAACGACAGAUGUUCUUUGUGAUCAGUUUAGAUCCCCCUAUAAAGCAAGGCCAAACUCGCUACCACUUUCUUAUCCUACUCUUCUCCAAGGAUGAGGACAUCUCCUUGACUCUCAACAUGAAUGAGGAUGAGGUAGAGAAGCGCUUUGAGGGAAGACUCACCAAGAAUAUGUCUGGCUCUCUUUAUGAGAUGGUCAGUCGUGUCAUGAAAGCCCUUGUCAACCGUAAGAUUACUGUGCCUGGCAACUUCCAAGGACAUUCUGGAGCACAGUGCAUCACUUGCUCCUACAAGGCCAGUUCGGGGCUCCUGUAUCCUUUGGAACGUGGCUUCAUCUAUGUGCACAAACCACCUGUUCACAUCCGCUUUGAUGAGAUUGCUUUUGUAAAUUUUGCUCGUGGGACCACAACUACGCGUUCUUUUGACUUCGAGAUAGAAACAAAGCAGGGAACUCAGUACACUUUCAGCAGCAUAGAGAGAGAGGAGUAUGGCAAACUGUUUGACUUUGUGAAUGCCAAGAAGUUGAACAUCAAGAAUCGAGGACUUAAGGAGGGUAUGAAGAAUAUGCCCUAUGAUGAAUAUGCUGGCUCAGAUGACGACUCACAUGAUGCUUACUUGGAGCGUAUGAAAGAGGAGGGCAAGAUUCGUGAGGAACAUGCAAAUGACAGUAGUGAGGACUCUGGAGAAGAGACAGAUGAAUCAUUCAAUCCUGUAGAGGAAGAGGAGGAUGUGGCAGAAGAGUUUGACAGCAAUGCCUCAGCCAGCUCAUCUAGCAAUGAAGGAGACAGUGAUGAGAAGAAGAAACCUGUCAAAAAAGCCAAAAUUGUCAAAGAACGCAAGCCCCGAAAGAAGCAGUCUGAGAGUAAGAAAGGGAAAGACCCCACAUCCCCCAGAGACCUUUAUCUGCCUACAUGCUCUGGCUCAAUGCUAAGCGUGACAAGAUCAGGUCAGAUAGUCCUGGCAUGAGUGUUACUGCAUGUGUCCAAGAAGGCUGG
This is a messenger RNA of Sceloporus undulatus (fence lizard), 2066 nucleotides long. RefSeq names its product FACT complex subunit SSRP1. Bases 328 to 2037 code for a protein of 569 amino acids. Gene Ontology annotation, molecular function: histone binding; DNA binding; nucleosome binding. Lineage: Eukaryota; Metazoa; Chordata; Lepidosauria; Squamata; Phrynosomatidae. Gene Ontology annotation, cellular component: nucleus; FACT complex. The transcript is spliced from 14 exons. The record is from RefSeq and is a predicted model, not a curated record.